GGGCUGCUGCUCUAUAAAUAGCUGCCUGGCCGUCCUCCUGUCCUAGAGUGACUGACAGCAGGACGGGGUCUCCAGCCAGCAGGAUGACAGCUCAGUCUCCGGUCUCCUCCUCCUCCUCCUCCUCCUCCUCCUCCUCCUCCUCCUCCGGCAGCAGGGAGCUGGUGUACGGCUUCCUCUCCCUCAGCCUGGCCGUGCUGCUGUACGGGAGCUACCUGGUGCCCAUGAGGAGGGCCGACCCCCGCGACGGGAUGUUCUUCCAGUGGGUGAUGUGCGCGGCCGUGUGGUCGACCGCAAAGCUGGGCGACCUGCUGCUGGGGUCACCGCCGGCCCCGCCCCUCGCCCUACUGGGGGGCGUGGCCUGGGCCACAGGUAACAUGGCGGUGGUCCCCACGGUGGAGGCCGUCGGUCUGGGUCUGUGUGUCCUCCUCUCUGGUUCCAGCAGCCUGUUGAUGGGCUGGGCCAGCUCCAGGUUCGGCUGGUUCGGGGUCUCUCCUGAGGAGGUCUCCAGGCCGCUGCUCAACUACUGCGGAGCCGGACUCUGUCUGGUCAGCGGGGUCAUCUUCUUCUUUGUGAAAACCAACGUGGCCACGGAGAGCGCCGAUUCCAGUCCCCUACUACCGACUAACGGGGUGAGUCCACUACCUUCCCCCCCCAUCCCCUCCCCGGGUACCUUAGGUCCAGUGGGUUGUACUGGUCCAGUGGGUUGUACUGGUCCAGUGGUGUACCUGGUCCAGUGGCCUAACAUGGGGUGUGUUGUGGUCCCUGUUCCACAGGGGUACUGCUCUGGGAGGGGGUCUGCUGACGCCCGGACGGGGCUGAAGGCGGUCCGACCAGAGAUCAGGAGACUCAUAGGCUUUCUGCUGGCGGUGGCGUCCGGCCUUCUCUACGGCUCCUCCUUCGUCCCCGUCCUCUACAUCAAGGAGCACGCGCUGCUCAACGGCUCCGCCUACCACGGCGCCAGCACGCACGACGUGGACUACGUCUAUGCUCAGUGUUCCGGGGUCUUCCUCACCAGCACCGUCUACUUCCUCAUCUACUGCAUCGUGAAACGCAACCGACCGCACGUCCUGCCCUCCCUGGUCCUACCAGCCCUGCUGUGUGGCGUCAUGUGGACCCUGGGCACCUUCUGCUGGUUCCUGGCCAGCAGCUUCCUGAGUGCCGUCGUUACCUUCCCCAUCCUCAGUGCUGGGUACGGUCUAGUCGCUGCCCUCUGGGGGUCCUUGGUCUUCAAGGAGGUGACGGGUCCAGCCAACAUCCUGGUCCUCGCCCUGGCCUCUGCCGUGGUUCUAGCGGGUUCCCUGCUGACCGCCGUCUCCAAGAUCUGACGGCAGAACCCAUCCCGCCAGUAGGGCGGAGGGGCCCGGGGCCGCAGGGCUCGCCCCCCUGGUCCCAGUCCGGCGGGGUGCUAGGUGACAAUAAUAAGCUGGUGGUUGACUGUUGCUAAACAGCCUGGUGACUGUUGCUAAACUGCUGGGUGACUGUUGCUAAACUGCUGGGGGACUGUUGCUAGACUCCCAGGUGACUGUUGCUAAGCUGCCGGAUGACUGUUGUUAAGCUGCCGGGUGACUGUUGCUAACCUGCUAGGUGACUGUUGUUAAGCUGCCGGGUGACUGUUGCUAACCUGCCGGGUGACGGUUGUUAAGCUGCUGGGUGACUGUUGCUAAACUGCCGGGUGACUGUUGCUAAGCUGCCGGGUGACUGUUGCUAAGCUGCCGGGUGACUGUUGCUAACCUGCUGGCUGCUCUUCCUGUAGAUGUAGGUCGUGUCAGGCCGUCCUGACCUGGCUGUCAAACACAAAUGAUCGCAGGAGACGCAGUCUCCCAUCGGUUCCUGUUAUUAAAAUAUUGUUUGUUUGUACACUUCCGUCUGGCUCGUUUUUUCAGCAUCACCCACUGCUCCCCUC
This is a messenger RNA of Gadus macrocephalus (Pacific cod), 1903 nucleotides long. It is a transcript of the gene tmem144b, whose product is annotated as transmembrane protein 144b. Gene Ontology annotation, molecular function: carbohydrate transmembrane transporter activity. Gene Ontology annotation, biological process: carbohydrate transmembrane transport. The transcript is spliced from 11 exons. Gene Ontology annotation, cellular component: membrane. Lineage: Eukaryota; Metazoa; Chordata; Actinopteri; Gadiformes; Gadidae. The record is from RefSeq and is a predicted model, not a curated record. The coding region runs from base 84 to 1325 and encodes 413 amino acids.